Molecule: messenger RNA, 840 nt
Organism: Salvelinus sp. IW2-2015
Lineage: Eukaryota; Metazoa; Chordata; Actinopteri; Salmoniformes; Salmonidae
Source: RefSeq, a predicted model, not a curated record
AUGAACAGUGAACACCCUACUGUAGCCUAUCUAGAGACCAAGUUGAAAGGACUGGUGGUGUUUUUCACUGGAGCCUCCAGUGGUAUAGGGGAGGAGCUGGCUUACCAACUAGCUGGAUGUGGGUCUCGUCUGAUUCUAUCAGCCCGCUGUGUGGAUGAGUUGGAUCGGGUGAAACGUCACUGUUUGGAGCGCUCCAAUUUACAAGAGAAGCAUAUUCUUGUACUUCCACUUGAUUUGCUGGAGAGGCAAAAACUAAAACUGUUAUCCAGCAAUUUGGCAAUUUAUAGCUCUCCCUUAUCACUCUUUAUUUCAAUUGACAUCCUGAUUAACAAUGGUGGCCGCAGCCAGCAUUCUCUGUCCCUGGAGACCAGUGUAGAUGUGUACCAGGUCCUGAUGGAACACAACUUCCUGGGCACAGUGUCAUUCACCAAGCAGGUGUUGCCCCACAUGAUGCAGCGAGGCUCAUGCAGUGUAGUGACUGUAAGCAGCACCCCUGGCAACUGUGAUACUCUACCAGUUAACAUGCUCUUCGAGUGAGCUCAAUCAUGGGCUGCACCAUCUAGACACAUACAUUGAGGCUUCUUCAAUUAUCUUUGCCCAGAGUUGAUCCCAAGGAUACUCAUCAGCACAGUAUGUCCAGGGCCUGUACUGUCACAGAUAGCCCAGAACACUUUCACAGAGGAACUAUCUAAGGCCAUUCUCACUGCUGGGGACCAACAACACAAGAUGUCUACUAGUCGUUGUGUGUGUCUCAUCCUGGUGGGUAUAACCAAUGGCGCCAAGGAGAUGUGUAUCGCCUGGUAGACUGUUAAUCAAAUCAAAUUUAUUUAUAUAGCCCUU